AUGCUCUGCUCUGGGGUCUACUCUGCUCUGGGGUAUGCUCUAGGGUCUGCUCUGUGCUCUGUUCUAGGGUCUGCUCUGGGGUCUACUCUGCUCUGGGGGUUUGCACUAGGGUCUGCUCUACAGCCGAGAGGAGAUAAAGAGGAGACCAUGAGGAGACCGAGAGGAGACCGAGAGAGGGACGUUCACUCGGACCGACACGAGACCAGAGAGUGCUGA
Messenger RNA from Knipowitschia caucasica, 216 nucleotides. The record is from the annotation of a GenBank genome assembly. Lineage: Eukaryota; Metazoa; Chordata; Actinopteri; Gobiiformes; Gobiidae.